Messenger RNA from Pelagomonas calceolata, 1253 nucleotides. NCBI's taxonomy places the organism in Eukaryota, Pelagophyceae, Pelagomonadales, Pelagomonadaceae. The record is from the annotation of a GenBank genome assembly.
ACACAAACUCGCGGUCGACCACAAGCCGCGCUAUCUCCACGUUGGCAAGCGUUCGCGACGUCUGGGGACUCUCCACGAGCCACCUCGCCAGCCGCCGCAACGCCUUGCGCUUCGCCGCCGCACUAGCAGCACGCAAAAGCGACAGCACAAGCAAAGACAAAAUGGCCAUGCUCUACUCGGAACGAGAAAUCAAAGAGGCCCACGAGUCGGGCAUCUGGAGUGUAGCUUGGACGGCUAGAGAUGAAAUCAUCACCGCGUCGAAUGACGAGACGUGCGCGAUCUGGGACGCUAGUACUGGAGCCCAAAAGCACGUCCUGAGGGGCUGCGGCGGCGGCGCCGUGUCCGUCGUGAGCGAUAGGACUGGGAACACCAUCUGCAGUUCGUCUGUCGACUGCCACGUGAAAGUGUGGGACGCGGCAUCUGGUGAAUGCCGAGGCACCAUAAACACGGGAAAAAUUGACGGCCAGGUCGACGCGUGGACGCUGUGUUCCGAUGGGGACCAGGAGCUUGUGUCGGGUUCGAAUCGAGGCGCCGUCAACUGCUGGGAUUUAUCAACCCUACAAAAAACUGCAUCACAUACCAUAGUAGAGGACGACAAAUUCGUCCUGUCUGUUGGGAGACACGAAAACACGAUCGCGGCGGCGACCUACGACGGCCAGCUUUGUAUUGUAGAUAGGAGAAGCGGCUCGGUCACGAAGUUCGAGCAGGACGGACGGGAGGACCCGGUCCGAUCCCUAUGUUUCGUGCGGGACGGCCAUGGCGUGCUGUUUGCGGACGACGGCGGCACGGUGCGCUACUACGAUAGGAGAGUCGACGCGAAGCCUUCCUACAUAUUCUACGUGAACCAGAGCUGGUGCAUGACGGUCCGGGCGUCUCCUGAUGGUACACAUUUUUGUACGGCUGGAGCGGAUAGACUCGUCAAGUUCUGGGAUCUGAACAUGAAGAACGAGAUCGCGCGUAUUGAUGGUCAUACUGAUCAGAUCUGGGAGGUCGCCUACAGUCCGGACGGCUCGCAACUCGCGAGUUGUUCGGACGAUUGCCGGGUCCGCUUCCACGACAAAGAACGCGCCGACAUUGAGUUAAAACGCGACGCCGAGGAGGCCGCCGCGGCCCGACAGGCGCACCAGGCCGCGCCGGCGCCGGCAGAAGGAUUAGACGGCGCCGACGUGUCGUCGUUGCCGCCGGCGCCUCCAUCGAGCUUCCUGCGCGAGGCGGCGAAGUGGGCGACGGUCGAGUAGGGCUUCCUUUUAGUU